AUGUCUAACAGCAGCUCCUUCAAUGAGUUCCUCCUCCUGGCAUUUGCGGACACCCGGGAGCUGCAGCUCUUGCACUUCUCCCUCUUCCUGGGCAUCUACCUGGCUGCCCUCCUGGGCAACAGCCUCAUCAUCAUAACCGUAGCCUGUGACCGCCGCCUCCACACCCCCAUGUUCUUCUUCCUCCUCAACCUCUCUGUCCUGGACCUUGGCUCCAUCUCCACCACUGUCCCCAAAUCCAUGAUCAGUUCCCUGAUGAGCACCAGGGCUAUUUCCUAUUCAGGAUGUGCUGCCCAGGUCUUCCUGUUUUUCUUUUCAGCUGGAGUGGAAUGUUCUCUCCUCACUGUCAUGGCCUAUGACCGCUACGUUGCCAUCUGUAGACCCCUGCACUACCGCACAGUCAUGGGCAGCAGGGCUUGUGUCAGAAUGGCAGCAGCUGCUUGGGCCAGUGGGUUUCUCAAUGCUCUCCUGCACACUGCUAAUACAUUUUCAGUAACCUUCUGUCAAGGCAAUACAUUGGACCAGUUCUUCUGUGAAAUUCCCCAGAUCCUCAAGAUUUCCUGCACAGACUCCUACAUCAGGGAAGUUGACCUUCUUGUAGUUACUGUCUGUUUAUUCUUUGGGUGUUUCGUUUUCAUUGUGCUGUCCUAUGUGCAGAUCUUCACAGUUGUGCUGAGGAUCCCCUCUGAGCAAGGCCAGCACAAAGUCCUUUCUAUGUGCCUCCCACACCUGGUUGUGGUCUCCCUGUACAUCAGCACUGGCAUGUUUGCCUACCUGAAGCCCUCCUCUGUCUUCUCCCCAUCUCUGGAUCUAGUGCUGGCUGUUCUGUAUGCAGUGGUGCCUCCAGCAGUGAACCCCCUCAUCUACAGCAUGAGGAACAAGGAGCUCAGAGAUGCACUGAAGAAAUUGAUUCAGCUAGUUCUGAAGAAGUAA
Rhea pennata is the source of this 930-nucleotide messenger RNA. Its product is annotated as olfactory receptor 14A16-like. Lineage: Eukaryota; Metazoa; Chordata; Aves; Rheiformes; Rheidae. Bases 1 to 930 code for a protein of 309 amino acids. Gene Ontology annotation, biological process: G protein-coupled receptor signaling pathway. The record is from RefSeq and is a predicted model, not a curated record. Gene Ontology annotation, cellular component: membrane. Gene Ontology annotation, molecular function: odorant binding; olfactory receptor activity; G protein-coupled receptor activity. The transcript has a single exon.